Messenger RNA from Manihot esculenta (cassava), 534 nucleotides. RefSeq lists its product as uncharacterized. NCBI's taxonomy places the organism in Eukaryota, Viridiplantae, Streptophyta, Magnoliopsida, Malpighiales, Euphorbiaceae. The transcript is spliced from 2 exons. Bases 1 to 534 code for a protein of 177 amino acids. The record is from RefSeq and is a predicted model, not a curated record.
AUGAUGCAGCUUCAAGACGUCAAUGAUUUUAUGUUGUACCGAGUGUUUCCGUUCACGCUCACAGAUUUGGCUCAAAAAUGGUACCAACAUCUGAAUCCAGAUUUAUUACUUAUAUACUUCUUAAAAAACUCUCCUGACUUGUGGAAGAACCGGCAAGGAGAGGAUGAGUCUUUUAGAAGCUUCAUUUCAUGUUUCAAGGCUAAAGCGAUACAUGUGGAAGAGCUAAAUCAUGAAAUAGAGUGUGAGGCGCUGAAAAAUGAAACUUGCAACAUCAAAUUCAUGGAUUCUUUGAUCAAGAACCCAGUCGCUACUUAUCAGCAGCUAAUGGAUAAGGCUCAAAAAUACAUACGGUUUGAUAAUGAAGUUCAAGCGUUGAGAGAGGACAAGAAGUUGGGCCAGAGUAAGACUCAGAAGUUAGAUAAGCAAAGCUAUGAAAGUGAAAGGAGUAAUCCAAUGUCAUGGAGUAUGAAUGACCGAAGUAAAUUUAGAAACUAUACUCCACUAAAUGACUCACGAACACACAUACUUAUAUAG